GCAAAUAUUACGACGCCACAACCAAAAUUGUCACUGACCAAUUGAAAACGUGGUUGAGCAAUGCAACAGAUAUUGAUCAGGAAAUCAAGGUGUGGGAAAAGUGGAUUAACAUCUGGAGUCAGUUUACAUUGGAAAGCUUCCUCCGAAGCAAUAUUGAUGUAAUUUAUGCAAAGGUUCCUGUAGAAAGUCGACUAGAUUUAGAUGUUGACACCCUUGCUAAGCUGUUGCCCUGGUCCAACGAUGCAGUGCGAGGUUAUGCUGUAUUUACCUAUACUCCAUUCCUUGAUAAUUCAUUUGUGCAGUAUCUUCGUGAUCAACUAGGACACUGGUGGUCGGCUGAUAUGCAUUGCUUGGUGGGUGGUAUGCACAGUCUAGCUGAAGGUUUCUUUUCUAAUGACGUGUUGAAAACAGACGAUCUCGUAAAUCACGCGCAAGCUUUCAAGUUUUCUUAUUUUUCCGUACCUUGGCGCCCUGACGAUGAUUUUGUCGAAGUCUCUUGCUAUGCGAACAAUGGUCAAUCUCAACCGGACAAGACGUAUACAGCACGG
Molecule: messenger RNA, 548 nt
Organism: Paramuricea clavata
Lineage: Eukaryota; Metazoa; Cnidaria; Anthozoa; Malacalcyonacea; Plexauridae
Source: the annotation of a GenBank genome assembly